UGGACCUCUCAGUGACCAGGGCUGGCCUGCUGGAGGCCCCAGAGGGGACACAUGGCCAUGACCCUGUGCAUCCAGCUGGGACUCAGAGCUGUAGCUCAGCAGUCAGGGGGUGACAUGCAGCAGUGGGGCCCAGCCCUGCCUGCUCCAGUUGGUACCACAGUCCUCCCGGAUCCCAGCCUGGCUGGGGUCCUCGGGCGCCCCCCUACCUCAACUGGGUCAGGAUCCUGGGGAGGGACUCGAACAGGGCAGCCACCCCGCCACCUUCCACCAUCAGCUGCCAAAUGGGUUGCUGUGUCUCCCUGGGACCUAAGUUCUGUGUGGGGAUCAUGACCUGCUUUCCUGAUACAGGGAAUUCGGGGUGGGGGGGGGUCCCUCAGCAAAUGCAAUAACCCCUCCCCUCCACUGCCCCCUCCCAAGAGGAGCCCCUGACUUAGUCUGUUACCUCUGUGUUGGGAAAGUCUGCUGUGAACUCCCAACUGCCCCCCCACCCUGUUGUCUCGCCCUUCAGGCCCCCAGGAGAAGGGAGGCAGGGGCAGUGAUGGCAGGAGCUUUUGUAUCAGACUUUCUGUCUUGAACAUAAAGGAUCUAUCUGCAUCAGGACCUAUGUGGCUGGGCAUGCGGGGUGUGGGGUGUGGGGUGGGCUGGGCCUGGGAAAGAAUGCAGCAGCUGAAAUCUAUCAUCUUCCUUGAGCUCCAAAUUGAAUUAGGAGCUGGCCCCAGGCCACCGCCCCAUCCCACCACCCUCCCAACCCGGCUUCUGGCUGUCGGCCACCAGGCUUCCAGGCAACGUGAGAUUCCUGGCGACGGAUGGUUCAAAUCCUGCCCCGUCUCAUCAAGGCUGCCUGUCAGCCCCUGUGGAGAGUGGGCGCAGGGGCCUUGCACCAUUGCUGAUGCAGCCUGAGGCACCCACCUGGGACCCCUGAAUCUCACCCUUAUACCUCCCCCCUCAGCCUUCACAGGACGUUCAGAGUCCACAGGCGUCCAUGGUGCAGUGCUUCAUGUGGGACAUAAAACCAGCCUUGUUUUGACAGCCAGCUUCAUCCUGGGAUUGAGGGGAUCAAGGACAGGGCGGGUGGGACUCCAGCCAGACCUGCAGGGAAGGGAGAGGGUGGGUCCAGGUCAGGAACGUUUGGGAGCCAGCUGAGGACCUGCUGCUGGGAGAAGGCAAGUCCAGCUGGCACCCCAGUUGCAGUGGGGGUGCUGGGAAGGGGUUUGUCCAAGCCUGAGCCUGUGUUAAUGGGCAGGGUGGGAGCUGUGGUCUGGAUGACUUGGGGCAACCCUGGGCACGUGAGGGUGCUGAAUGUCUGGUGGGGGACAGCUCUGGUGCAAGGGGGUGGCUGGGUGAGCAGGACGCGUGUCUGUUGGGUGGCUGGUGGCCAUGUAGAGUGAGGGCCAUGACUUGGGUCUGGGUGAGUGGGGACCACUGUCCGUGUUCAGGGUGCACCUUGUGGCAUCUUGGGGUGUGGAGUGUGACGGUGGUGCCUGUUUCCCAGGGUGUUGCUUGCGGGGAUGGGCAACUGGCUGGGGCUUGGGUUAUCCAGGGUUGAGGACCUGUCUGCCGGUGUAGGGGGCUAUAAGUGUGUGGGCCUCAAGGUGUGGCAGGUGCUGGGGUGCAGCCAGGUCUAGGGUGGAGCAGGUGCCGUUCCUGUGCCUGGGAUGCACCGAGUGUACCUCUGACCUGCAGUGUGACACUGAGGCUUGAAGGUGAGCCUGUAUCUCCCAGAGCUUAGGACUGCAAUGGGGGUCAUUCUGGAGGGGUGUAUUUAGGGUCUCGAGGGAAUGGCUGUUGUCACGGCACCCCUGGAUGGUCUCCUGUGCUGAGGGGUGAGGGCAGCUCAGUGAGUCCAGGUGUGUAACAAUGGUAUCUUGGGGGCAGGUGUGGCCACUGCUGGGUCUCAGGGUGUGUGGCUGUACAGGUGACCCCCAAGGCUGGGAGUAUUUCUCAGCCGAAGGCGAGGCCAUGGCUGUGUAUUGGGGUGCAGGGUGUGAUGACUUGCCACGGGUGUCAAACGUGUUGCUCAACACACCCAGGCAGGAUUUGGCACUGGCCUGAUCCCUAGACCUCCCAGUUUCCCGGGGUCCUCAUUGCCGCCCUCUCCUCUGGGUGUGGCCUGGGCUGGGGCCCAAUGUGCAAAUAGUGGGCGGUCUCAGCCAGGAGGAACAAGCACUGCCACUGUCACUCAUCCCAACACCCACAAAGGCUCAGACAGGGCAGGGGGUGCUGCUGUCCCACAGCCCCCCUGUGCCGGGCCCUCCUAGCCCCAAAGCCCUGGUGGGGGCAGCGCCACCCCGUGCAGCCUCCCCAGCCCGCCCUGGGCGAUGCUCAUAUUUUCCAGUGUUUAGAUUUUAUCCUCUUUAUUAAUGAGGCGGGCAAGAAGCCCGAGCAGGGGGGGACUGUCCCCGCCCCGCCAGGAGGAGGGGGUCCCAGGGGCCAGGACAACUCCUGGGACCCUCCGUCAGAGGAGGGCAGCUAGGUUCCUGGGUGGCCCCUGCCCAGCACCAGGAGCACGGUGUGUGGGGGGGUCUCUGUCCUCGAAGGCCCCCAGCAGGCGUCCAUACAGUGCAGAAGGCCAGCAGGGCGUGGUGGAGGCAGGAGCUGAGCACCGCCCCAGGAAGAGGGUGGGUGGGAGCUGCCUGGCCAGAGCUGGUCGCAGAGGGCGCUGAGCCGUGGGGGCCAUGGGGGUCCAGCAUCCCAGGCAGCACCAGCCCUCCCGGCACCUGACAUGAGCCCCUGCGGGCCUCUGAACUCGAGCCUGCCUGGCGAGGCAACAACGUGUGAGGCGCCUGGGGUCCCCAACACGUCGGCACCGUCAGGCGGUCCCAGCGCGUCACCAGCGCUGCCCAUCUUCUCCAUGACGCUGGGCGCAGUGUCCAAUGUGCUGGCUCUGCUGCUGCUGGCACAGGCAGCGGGGCGGCUGCGGCGCCGCCGCUCUGCUGCUACCUUCCUGCUGUUUGUUGCCUGCCUGCUGGCCACAGACCUGGCGGGCCACGUGAUCCCGGGUGCUCUGGUACUGCGCCUGUACACGGCGGGGCGUGCACCGGCCGGCGGUGCUUGCCACUUCCUGGGGGGCUGCAUGGUCUUCUUCGGGCUGUGCCCACUACUGCUGGGCUGCGGGAUGGCUGUGGAGCGCUGCGUGGGCCUUACGCACCCGCUGCUGCAUGCAGCACGCGUCUCUGUGGCCCGUGCGCGCAUGGCGCUGGGCGCGCUAGCUGCAGUGGCCCUGGCCGUGGCGCUGCUGCCGUUGGUGCGUGUGGGGCACUAUGAGCUGCAGUACCCGGGCACCUGGUGCUUCAUUGGCCUCGGGCCACCAGGGGGUUGGCGUCAGGCGCUGCUCGCCGGCCUUUUCGCGGGCCUUGGCCUGGCCGCUCUCCUUGCCGCACUCGUGUGCAACUCACUCAGCGGCCUAGCACUGUUGCGCGCGCGCUGGCGCCGGCGCCGCUCCCAAAGGCUCCCCCAGGUCGUUGGCUCCGACAGCCGCCAGCGCUGGGCACCACGCUCAGCCUCUGCCUCAUCUGCUUCAUCCAUCGCCUCUGCCUCCGCUACCCUGCGCAGCUCCCGGGGCGGCGGCUCGACACGCAGAGCCCGUGGACAUGACGUGGAGAUGGUGGGCCAGCUCGUGGGCAUCAUGGUGGUGUCUUGCAUCUGCUGGAGUCCCCUGCUGGUGCUGGUGGUGCUGGCCAUUGGGGGCUGGAGCUUCAGCUCUCUGCAGCGACCACUCUUCCUUGCCGUGCGCCUUGCCACCUGGAACCAGAUCCUGGACCCCUGGGUGUACAUCCUGCUGCGCCAGGCUGUGCUGCGCCAGCUACUUCGCCUGCUGCCUCCAAGGGCCCGAGCCUGGGGCGGCGCCACAGAGCUGGGCCCCACCAAGGGCGCCUGGGAAGCCAGCUCGCUACGCAGUUCUCGGCACAGCGGCCUCAGUCACUGCUGACUGUGGGACUGACGCAGUGCACCCCAAAGCUUAGGGAAAUAAAGCCAUUUCCAGAG
Molecule: messenger RNA, 3984 nt
Organism: Heterocephalus glaber (naked mole-rat)
Lineage: Eukaryota; Metazoa; Chordata; Mammalia; Rodentia; Bathyergidae
Source: RefSeq, a predicted model, not a curated record